AUGACAUCCGUCUACGAAUGCAAGUGGGGCAUCCUCGCCACCGGUGGAAUCGCCGAGACGUUCUCCAAGGACCUGCUCAUCGACCCUUCCACGCGCUCGGUCUCCGAUGUCAAGCACACGAUCGUUGCUGCGGCCUCUUCCUCCUCCUCCUCGCGCGCCACCGAGUUCCUCAAGAAGGUCGGGGCCGAUUCCUCUGCCAAAGGCUACGGCUCGUACGAAGAGCUAGUCGCGGACCCCAACGUCUCGAUCAUCUACGUGGCUACCCCGCACUCGCACCACUACGAGAACACGCUUCUCGCCCUGGAAGCCGGCAAGCACGUGUGCUGCGAAAAGCCCUUCACGAUCAACGCUGCCCAAACUAAACACCUGAUCAAAGUAGCCCGCGAAAAGAAGCUCUUCCUCAUGGAAGCGGUGUGGAUUCGAUUCUUCCCGCUUGUGCUCGAGCUGCAGCGGUUGAUCUUUGAAGAGAAGAUCCUGGGCAACGUGCGUCGGGUGUUUAGCGACUUUGGCAAUCAGUUUGCCCCCGAUCCCAAGCAUCGUUUGUACAACCCCGACUUGGGUGGUGGAGCCCUGUUGGAUUUGGGCAUCUACGCAUUGACUUGGCAGAUGAUCACCCUCUUUGCUGAUCCAAAGAACAACAAGACCGCCCCAAGCGUCGUAGGUAGCAUCGUCAAGACUCCACUCACAAAUGUGGACGAGUUUACAACGAUGAUCUUGAACUUCGGCCCGACUCUCGCUCAAGGUAUUGCGAGCACCAACAUGACCAUCCGUUGCAGCGACAAGUACUGCGUGCUCAUCCAGGGCGAUAAAGCCGACAUCAGCGUCCCCUGGGCUCCCUACCGCCCAACAUCGUUUACGAUCCACGAGAAGGACAGCGAGGGUGUGUACACGGGCAAGGAGGACAAGAAGGACUUCGACAUUCCCGGACACGGCAUGUUUUGGGAAGCCGACGCCUGUGCUCGCGCCCUCAGGGAUGGCAAGCUCGAAGAGGAAAGGUGCAGCCUAGCUGAAAGCACCAUCACCAUGGAGAUCAUGGACAAAGUGCGAUACUCAAACGACUUUAGGUACCCUGAAAAGCUCGAGGCCACCCGCUCCGAUGCUUGA
Messenger RNA from Kalmanozyma brasiliensis GHG001, 1104 nucleotides. RefSeq names its product Oxidoreductase, N-terminal. Bases 1 to 1104 code for a protein of 367 amino acids. The record is from RefSeq and is a predicted model, not a curated record. The transcript has a single exon. Gene Ontology annotation, molecular function: nucleotide binding. NCBI's taxonomy places the organism in Eukaryota, Fungi, Basidiomycota, Ustilaginomycetes, Ustilaginales.